AUGAACGAACCACCAGGUGCCAGGGCUAGAGUGGCUUUGACUGGGCUGACUAUAGCUGAAAGUUUUCGAGAUUUAGAGGGGGGUCAAGACGUAUUAUUUUUUGUAGAUAAUAUUUUCCGGUUUACCCAGGCAGGUUCUGAAGUAUCAGCGCUGUUAGGAAGGAUUCCUUCAGCAGUUGGUUAUCAGCCAACCCUUGCAACUGAUAUGGGGGAGCUACAAGAACGUAUUACUUCCACUAAACAUGGCUCUAUUACCUCAGUGCAAGCUAUUUAUGUCCCAGCAGAUGACUUAACCGACCCUGCGCCUGCUUCUUCCUUCGCCCACUUAGAUGCAACUACGGUACUUAGUAGACAAAUUGCUGAACUUGGUAUUUAUCCCGCUGUAGACCCUCUUGAUAGUAGUUCGCAAAUGCUAGAUCCAGCAAUUGUUGGUGAGAAACAUUACUCCGUUGCUCGUAAUGUCCAGAAAAUUCUUCAAACAUAUAAAUCCCUGCAAGAUAUAAUUGCCAUUUUAGGAAUGGACGAGCUAUCAGAGUCAGAUAAAUUAAUUGUUACAAGAGCACGAAAGAUACAACGAUUUUUAUCUCAACCCUUUCAUGUAGCUGAAGUAUUUACCGGCUCUCCUGGAAAGUUUGUUAACCUCACUGAUACUAUCGAAGGGUUUGAAGGACUAGUAGAAGGUAAGUAUGAUCAUUUACCAGAAAGCUCUUUUUAUAUGGUUGGUAAUAUUAGCGAAGCUGUAGCAAAAGGUGAAAAGCUCCAAGACAAAAUUGUUAAGAGUAACUAA
Messenger RNA from Rotaria sp. Silwood2, 786 nucleotides. NCBI's taxonomy places the organism in Eukaryota, Metazoa, Rotifera, Eurotatoria, Philodinida, Philodinidae. The record is from the annotation of a GenBank genome assembly.